UCCGCCAUGUUUUCCCUCCUUGUAGCGGCGUUGCGACAGAGACGGAGAAGUCGAACGACAUGAAUGUAGAAAAUAAUCAUACGGCAGAAACAGAGAGUGGGCAAACGAAGAACGGCAACGAGACGAUCACCAUUCAGACUACAUUAGGAGAUGAAGAUGAAGAUGUGCACAAGUGCGGACGCUGUCAGACCGAGUUUUCCACGCUUGAGGCUUUCAUCCAGCACAAGCUGCACCAGAACUGCAAACGCGUGGAGGCAACCAGCCAGGAUGCCAGUCAAAAGGUUACUGAAACCAAUGGAAGUUUUUCGUCAGAGGUGAAAACAGCUGAAGGUGCAUCCUCAGAUGAACCAGUAAAGACCUCUAAUGAUGAAAACAGCAGUCUACUGGGUCGAGGUCGCAGGAAGAAAAUCGUUUCACUUAAAGUCACUGACCAUUCAGAUGGGACUGAAGGAUCCAUAUCUGACAAUGCUGACAGUGACAAGCAUGCUUACAAAGUCAACCAAGAGGGACGCUACAUUUGCCAACUUUGUGAAAAGACAUUUAAAACGACUAACAUCUUGAGAACUCACAUGAAAACUCACAGUGACCAGAAGAACUUCUCAUGUGACUUAUGCGGGACUUCCUUCCGCACAAAAGGCUCCUUGAUUCGUCACAAUCGUCGUCACACUGAUGAGCGGCCGUAUCGCUGUAACCUUUGUGGCCAGUCCUUCAGAGAGUCUGGUGCCUUAACAAGACACCUUAAGGCCCUCACGCCGUGCACAGAAAAGAUCCGCUUUGUUCAGUACAAAGAGAUCUUGGUCAGCAAAGAUGGAGUACAAAAAGGAGUCGAAGAUGAUCACGCUGCAGUGGCUGGCCAGCAGGAGGUUGUGGUUGUGGAGCAACAGUCAGAGGGACAGGAGAUGGUAGAGGCUCAGACUGCUGUCGUCAGUGUGGUAGAGGCUGGUUCCCAAGAGGUCCUCCAUCAGGUCCACUUCACAAUGGAGGUGGAUGGAACAACGCAGGAGCAACAGGUCGUGGUAGAGCAGUCUCAGGCCGAAGCCCUGGCUGCUGCUGCUGCAGCAGGCGACAAUCUCAUCUGCCAGGCCAUCAUCAACUCUGGCAUUGCACUGGAGACAGAGGAAGCCGUGGUUGAGGAGACCUCACAGGCAACCGAGGAGAUGGAUAAAGUGGUUUCUGACUGUCCGGAUACUGAUGAGGGUGUUACCGAGAUCCAGGUUAAAGAAGAGUUUGUGGAGAUGGAGGCAGAGGAAGUCAGUGACGGAGGUCAUCAGACAUCCUCAAGACUGUACACAUGUCCACACUGUAAUCGCUCCUUCAAGGGACUGAAUUACUUCCGCUUCCAUGUCAAGGGCCAUUUGGGUUACAAGCCCUUUAAGUGCACACUAUGCCACAAGGAGUUUCUGACUGGUUACCUGCUGAAGAAACACAUGGAAGUCCAUGUCAGUGAGAGGAGGUAUAAGUGUGGUGAGUGUGGCAAGCUGUACAAAACCAUCGGGCAUGUACGUGAGCACAUGAGGGCCCACUCGGAUGAGAGACCCUACCACUGUGCCAGAUGCAACAAGGGGUACAAGACCAAGAAUGCCUUGCAGGUGCACCAGCGGACCCAUGGUGAUGAGAAACCUUACGUAUGUCAGUUCUGCUUGAGAGGCUUCAGGGAGAAAGGUUCCCUGGUGCGACACAUCCGCCAUCACACCGGAGAGAAGCCUUUCAAGUGCCCAAAGUGCAGGCGAGGCUUUGCUGAGCACGGGACUCUCAAUCGGCAUAUGCGUGCUAAAGGAGGCUGCCAUAAGGACGAUUCCAGCGAGCAGCAGGGUGCGUUAACAGAGGAGCAGGUGUCUGUGGACAGCCUCGCUACAGCAGCCAUCAUCUCAGACGAUCCUCACGCUGUCCUGGUGGAAUUCUCCUCAGUGGUGGCAGACACACAGGAGUACAUCAUCAAGACUCAAACAGAGGAGGACGUGCAGGAAGAAGAGGUUACACUCAUUCAAGACAGCCAAAACGAGAUGGGAAACCACAUCAUGAAAGUGGUGCAACGGAUUGUCAGCCAGUCGCAUGGCACCGGCGGCACAGGCAGCCACCAGAUCAUUGUGCGCAAUGUGGCGAUGAACGAGGAGGGCGCGUCCAUCUCCGACUGUGGUGACACCAUCACCAUCGCUACGCCCGAAAGUCUGACGGAGCAGGUGGCCAUGACGCUGGCCUCCGCCAUCAGUGACGGCACGCUGCUGGCCACGGCAGGCACCGUGGAGACGGCAGACGGAACAGUUACUAUGGUUACCACAGAAGAAACGGUGGAAGAGGGAAUACAGAUGGUGGAGCAGCAAGAGGAAUAUGUUAUCACCUCCCCAGAGGAGACAAACGGUGAAAUUCCUUCUUUCUUGGACUACCUAAAAUAGCAUCAUUUCAUCGUUGUUUUCACUUCUCCUCUCUGAUGUCCGGGUCGGCUGCAGUCAAGUUUUGAAACUCCUCGUCUCCACUUUGAAAUGUGACACCUUUUUAAAGACCGACCGAUCUUGUGCGUGUGUGCCUGCCUGUUUGAGGCCAUGCAGGGAGUGUAUGAGCCUCCCAUGGUACAGUGUUGUUCUUCUGAGCUAAGCAUGACUGAUGAACCCGACAUUAAAAUGUGUUCAGUUUGCUCAAGCAGAGUUUGCAUCAAAUAAAUGCUAUUUUCUUAUACA
Micropterus salmoides (largemouth bass) is the source of this 2675-nucleotide messenger RNA. RefSeq names its product E4F transcription factor 1 (gene e4f1). Lineage: Eukaryota; Metazoa; Chordata; Actinopteri; Centrarchiformes; Centrarchidae. The transcript has 15 exons. Bases 60 to 2393 code for a protein of 777 amino acids. The record is from RefSeq and is a predicted model, not a curated record. Gene Ontology annotation, cellular component: nucleus.